Molecule: messenger RNA, 1195 nt
Organism: Guyanagaster necrorhizus
Lineage: Eukaryota; Fungi; Basidiomycota; Agaricomycetes; Agaricales; Physalacriaceae
Product: alpha/beta-hydrolase
Exons: 9
Coding region: 17-1195 (392 amino acids)
Biological process (GO): epoxide metabolic process
Molecular function (GO): epoxide hydrolase activity
Source: RefSeq, a predicted model, not a curated record
UUUCUCUCGUACCACCAUGUCUCUCCCAGACCCAGUUCCCUUCAAGAUCGCGGUCCCGGACGAGAAAAUCCGCCUUCUCCAUCAGAAACUCAACUUGGUCAGUUUCCCCGACGAGCUCGACGAUGCUGGCUUAAAGUACGGCGCGCCACUAGCAGAUAUCCGUCGCCUCGUUGCUCGGUGGAAAGAGGGCUACGACUGGCGAAAAAACGAAACCGCUUUAAAUUCCGACUUGCCCCAGUUCACACUCAACAUCUCUGUUGACGGAUUUGGGACGCUCAAUGUCCACUUUGUGCAUCAGACCAGUAAAGUUGAGAAUGCUAUCCCGUUGCUGUUCAUUCACGGCUGGCCUGGCAGUUUUAUUGAAGUGCAGAAACUCCUUCCGCUUUUGACGAAACCCUCCCUCGAGUACCUGAGCUUUCAUGUCGUCGCCCUCAGUCUGCCUGGAUAUGGGUUCUCGCAGGCACCCACCAAGCAAGGAUUUGCAAGUGCGCAAUAUGCAGAGGUCGGACAUAAGCUCAUGCUCGCUCUCGGCUACAAUGCUUAUGUCACUCAGGGGGGCGACUGGGGAGCACGCAUCACUCGUACCGUAGCUGCCAAAUAUGGCGGAAGCCAUGCAAAGGCAUGGCAUACCAACUUUCCGCUUGGAGCUAAACCCCCAAUAUCACGACCCUUACUCUGGCUCAAGGACCAUCUUUUGCCCUUGGACGCUGCCGAGAAAGCGGGCAUGCAGCGCUCCAAGCUAUUUGAUGCUACAGGUCGCGGAUACUUCCACGAGCAAGCGACCCAGCCCCAGACUAUCGGUUACUCUCUGGCCGAUUCCCCCGUUGGUCUUCUUGCUUGGAUUUACGAGAAAUUAAUCAACUGGACAGACGAAUACCCAUGGGGAGACGAUGAAGUAUUAACCUGGGUUUCUAUAUACCUGUUUUCUCGUGCAGGCCCUACGGCCUCUCUGCGAAUUUAUUACGAGACAAGACAGGAAGAUUCCACCGUCGCACCCAAGUCAAAGCAACCAGGUUCUUUGCUCACUGUAUGGACCCAAGCCAUUGGUAACCUCAAGUUCACAUCCGAACACUCCCAUGGAGGUCAUUUCGCAGCACAUGAGAAGCCAUCUGAACUAGCAGAUGAUUUGAGGAAGUUCUUCGGCAAAGGCGGGGCUGCAGCUGGAGUAGUUCCCGGGAAGACCGGGUAUGACUAA